AUGUUCGAGUCCAGAAGGGGAGAUGGGGAGCAUCCUGCUCGACCAUCACUCUCGACUAUUCAGUCUGAGGUGGAGGAAGGACAUCACGAUACAGCAUCAACGGCGCGAACAGAAACUAACCCACUCAAAACGAGAGGAUCGACUUCCCUUGGGCGCAAAAACUCAAGCAAGCCCAGUGUCUUGACCCGCGCCGAAACGCUGUCUUCCAAACCAACUCUGACUCGUGUACCUUCUAUCCAGACACGAUACAUGGAGAUGCUGUUACACCUAGAUCAAAUUCCUCGGCUAUACAAUAUCCUGGCCAGCCUGUUCACCUGGAUUUUGCUCGCGGGCUUUCUCGUCGUCCCCGGUACCUUUACAACUUUCAAGAAUUCCAAGGCGUUCCAAGAUGCCGACAACGAUGAUGACGCUAACGAGGUUGCUCACGCAAUUGUGCACUCGAUUGCGCAUAUUGGUCUGCUGUGGCUAUCUGGUUCGUUCUGUGUCGUUGGGACUCUGGGAUGCCUCUGGCUGUGGCUUCGUUGGCGCAAGAACUAUGUCUGGCUGAUAAACCGCAUCUUUCUACCAGUCACGCUGAACUCCGUCGCCGGCUUGAUCACAACUCUCGUCAACGUCUAUACUGCCCAGCAUGGUGUAUGGAGUGUGACGGCGAAAAUCACUGCUAUCGUGACAGGAUCCUGCGUUGGGGUGGCAGGGAUUCUUUUCGGGUUCUAUAACUUUUGGAUAUUACGCAGGAUACAACAGGCACACGCAAGAGAAACGGGCCUCAAUGCUCAGCACGAGGACGAGACCCUGGUGGAGAAGGUGAAAAGGAAGGCUCAUGAGCCUCCGUUGCAGUCCGGCAGUGUGGUUUGA
This is a messenger RNA of Fonsecaea pedrosoi CBS 271.37, 855 nucleotides long. RefSeq lists its product as uncharacterized. NCBI's taxonomy places the organism in Eukaryota, Fungi, Ascomycota, Eurotiomycetes, Chaetothyriales, Herpotrichiellaceae. The record is from RefSeq and is a predicted model, not a curated record. The coding region runs from base 1 to 855 and encodes 284 amino acids. The transcript is spliced from 2 exons.